UUCCGAGCUAAUUUCGUCCCGGAUUCUCUCAUGCAAGCUGGAUUUCUUCCUCUCAUCCUUCAUUUUUCGCGUUAAUUCUCCGAGGAGGAGAGGUAGAUGAUUAAGGGGUUUUGCGGGUUGGAGAAAAUUUGGGUAAUCAUUCUCUUGCAUGCCUUUGAAUCGUUCUACCGAGUGGUAGGGUUAUCUCAGUGACUCACAGUGGCUUUUGGGAAGGAUUUGGGCGAUUUUCGAGCCUAAUCGCAACAAUGUAGUGUUAAUUAAGAAGUAUAAUUGGGGUCCUUAUCGUGUUGUGUUGCUGAAUUUAGGGACAUGUGUAAGACCCGUUGUCAAAGUUCUGAGCUGCUUUUCUAUGUGCUUGAACUGGCCUGGAUUUGGGUUUUUUUGUUGUUCAUGUGGUAGGGUUGGAUGAGGUGGAUCGUUGGCUUUAGUUAACAUCUUCUGAGUUUUCUUGAUUUGGUAGUAAAAAAUAAUGGCUAAGGACAAUCUUCCUUCGGAGAAGGUCAAUAAAGAAGAUCAUAGUUCCUCUAUUUGCACAAGAUCCUCGGCUGGUGCAGGCUCAACAACACCAGAAGCAUCUAGUCUGAGGCGGUCCAGUCGGGGGACACCAUCCAAGAAACCUGUGACUUUACAAUCUAAUACUAGAAAGUCAGAAAGACUAGAAAAACAAACUCUCUCGCCUCCUUCAGUUACCAGAAAGUCCGAGAGAAUCGAGAAGAAGAAUGCUCCGAGUCCUCUGAGGAGGCCUGAUAAAGGAAAUAGUGCAUCUUCUCUAAACUCUUCAAGGUCAAGGAAGUCUGGUAGGAUUUCAGGAGCUUCCCCAGAUAUCGAUCAAAGAAAGCACAAAAAGGAGAAGACUUUGGAAGAUUUGACCAGUCAUAUCAGAAAAUUUGAUGAACAUGGAGACGAGGAUAAUGGUAAUGACCAAGUUGAUGGCAAUGAGCCUGAUAAAAAUUGUGAAAAGUAUGUGACAGAAACUUUUGCACUAGUAACUCAUGGAGAUCCUCUGGAGCAGGCAGUAUCUCCUUCUCCCCACUCAUUCGAGGAGAGCGGCCAUGAGGAAGUGAGGGCUUCUCCAAAUGCUGAUGAUGUAGGAGUUGCUGUUACUUCUUUCAUGGCAGAUGGUGAAAAUGAUGGUGCCGAAAAAGUUGGCUCAGAAUGUCGACAACAAGAGAAUCCAGAACCACAGAAGGAUCAAGGUGGGACGGAAGUUGCUUCCGGUAAGGACUGUGGGGAGAAUAAUGGACAAACUAGACAACAAGAUGAAUCAAAUGAUUGCAAAGCAGAUUCAUCGGGCUAUGCGGAGUAUUGGGUGCCAGUGCAGAUAUCAGAUAUACAGCUGGAGCAAUAUUGUAUGACUCUCCUGUCCAAUUCCUUACCUCUCUGUUCGCGGUCGAAGAAUGAUCCUGUCGGAGCUCUGCAUAACACUCUUAUUUCUGCCAUGAAGACUUGCGACCAUCCAUAUGUUGUGGAUAAAUCGGUGCGAUCACUACUCACCAAGAAUGUUGAGCUGGCCAAAGUUCUGGAUGUGGAAAUCAAAGCAAGUGGAAAAUUACAUCUACUCGACACAAUGCUGAGGGAGAUAAGGAAGAAAGGUUCGAAAGCGGUUGUAUUCUUCCAGACUAUUAGUGACUCUGGAAAGAGUUUGAUUGGUGGUCUUCUCGAGGAGUUUAUGCUCGAGAGAUUUGGAGAAUCAUCUUAUGUGUGUAUAGAUCGUAAUGUCUUGGCUUCAAAGAACCAAUCUUCUAUUGACAGAUUCAACAAGGAGAGUGAAAGAUUUGUGCUACUGUUGGAAACACGUGUCUGCACAAAUGGUAUUAAGCUUUCAUCAGCCGAGGCUUUUAUUCUUUUUAAUAGCAGCUGGAAUCCAUUGCAUGAUCUAAGGUUCAUACAGAGGAUAAAGAUCGAGUCGGAAAGUACCAAAAUAUUCCGAUUGUACUCGUCAUGUACAGUUGAAGAAAAGGCUUUGCUUCUAGCUCGGCAGAAUAAGCCUAUUGUUGAGAAACCAAGCCCUCUUAUCAUUCAUGCGCUGCUCAUGUGGGGGGCUUCCUAUUUAUUUGAAAAACUGGAUUGUUUUCACAGCAAUCAAACCACAGAAUCAGGAGUUCUUUUCGGGCAAUCUAUUAUUGAAGGUGCAAUUGAUGAGAUUUUGUCCAUACUUUCUCCCAAAGGUGGCAGCAAGAAGAAAAGCAAGCGAUAUCUAAUCUUGGAAGCCAAACAUGUUCAAGGAACUUACAGUACUGAUUCUACAUUAUUUGGUGAAGAGAAGGUUAAGCUGUCAGAUGAGAAGCGUCCAAACAUAUUUUGGACAAAAUUGUUGAAUGAAAGGAAUCCAAUGUGGAGAUACUGUUCAGUUUCAUCGCAAAGAAACCGAAAAAGGGUAAGCUAUUUGGAGGACUCUGAACCAAGUAAUGGAGUUCGAAAUGGGAGAGUUUCAAAGAAGCAAAAGAGGGCUGCUGGUGAAAGCUUUGAUCCCCCAGCAUUCAUUGAGGAAGAAAAGGCCAGUGAGAAGGACCGGAAGGGGGCUUUGGGAUCACAUAGAUCUGCUUCUGGUACUGAUGACAUCUUGCAUGUAAAUGAUGCUCUUGAAUUGUAUUCUUUGGAAGGUAAUAUCUCUGAAAUCCCAGAGGAUAUGUUAACUGGCAAUGAUGCUAGGAAAGGACUCUGUGAGUCACAGAAAAAUCUCCAUGCUGCUCUAAACCCUGAUAUGGCUAAACUUUGCCAAGUUUUACAUCUUUCGGCAGAUGUGAUGAUUGUGGUUGAGAACUUUCUUGAAUACGUCAUCAAUAACCAUCAUGUCUGCAAAGAACCGACCACCAUAUUGCAGGCUUUCCAGAUCGCCGUGUGUUGGGUUGCAGCUACAUUACUAAAGCAAAAGAUUAACCGCACGGAAUCUCUGGCACUUGCUAAAGAUCGUCUAGUGUAUGGCUGCUCGAAGGGAGAGGUUGAAUAUAUCUAUUCUAUGUUGUGGUGUUUAAGGAGUGUAUUCUUUAAGAGCCAAGGUUCAAGGUUGGAGUGUCUUCUAAAAGUUUCUGAACCAUCAAUGGAAGGUACCAGUAAGAAUCCAGUGGACGAAAGUACGUCACAGGCAAUGUUUCUCCAAGAAAAGAAGAUUGCAGAAAAAGCUUUUGGCACAGAGAGUGAAACAUGCAUGUCUGAGAAGAGAUGCCUUGAUUAUGGUUCAAUGAAGAAGGAUAUUGACAAAAGUAUCCAAGACAUUGUAAAAAAAUGUGGAAAACAAGUCAGAAAGCUUUUGGCGAAGCAUGAAGAAGAAAAAAUAGAGCUGGCAAGGGACUAUGAAAAAGACAAGAGAGACUUGGGAAUAAGGAAAAAGGCAAAAGCAAUAGUUAUCAAUACUGUGUGGAGGACCGGAAGUACACAGGGUAAGAUAGAGGCGCUGACAGAAAUGGACUACGAAUUCGAAAGGAAGUUUGAUCUGCUCAAAAGCCAGAUGGUUGAAAGCCUCAAGAAUCUAAAGGAGAAGCACGAGGCUGAAAGGAAGAAGAUGGCAGAAUAUGAAGCUGAUUGGAUUAAAAGAAUGGAGAGAUGGGCUGAAGAAUUAUUUUGUCUUAUGCAGCAUAACAAAAGUGACCAUCCGAAUGGAAUAAUUCCACCAAGCACUUCUGGAAAUGUUCCUGAUGUAGCUGCAACAAGCAAUGACCUUGCUGGGGACGGAUGUGAGGAACGCCAAGAGGCAAUGGAUCUUGUAAUGGUGAGAAAUGGACAAGAGGAUAUAUUACCAGAUACAUCGUCUCAACGGCAAACACAUGAUGUGAUUAUCGAGAGCAGGUCUGAUGGUUCUACUCCAGCAACAGAACAUGAAACGUUGGCUACUACUGAUUAUCAAGAGAAAGAUGCAGCCUCUAAUGUAAGUUUGUCUGAGGAUAAUGUCCAUGAUGCAGUGACAUUACCAGAACCUGAUGAAGAUGUUACCUUGAGGGUGCCACUAGAAAAUGGUGCAUCCGAAGAUCUGCCUUCGAAUGGAGAACAGCCUUUGCUUUCGGCAGAAAAUAAUGGAGCAAGUAAUUUGACACCCAACUCUGUUGCCAUCUCAGACCAGUGGAAUGGGCUCAACCAAGCCGCUCAUGAUAUGCUUCCUCCACCAUCGUCACUGGCUGGAACUCAACAUGACCCUUCACCACACACUGAGAGCCAAAAUAUCGAACAAGUAGCUGAGCCUUCCAUAGCUGAACCGAAUACGUGUGAAGAGGAAGAAGCUGAGCCUUCCAUAGUUGAACAUGAAAUGGAAGAAGCUGAGCCUUCCGUAGCUGAACAAGAUACUCGUGAAAUGGAAGUAGCUGAUCCUUUGAUCGCUGAAUCAGAUACUCAUGGAAUGGAAGUAACUGAAUCUCUACACCGUUCAAGCAACGGAGAUGUUGUUUCCCAAAGUACUGGGACUUCGUCGCAUCAUGCAGAGAACCUUGUAGAGCCUUCAGCAGGUGGUGCAAGGAACCAGCCAGCUACCACUCAAGGCAGAUUGAUGACCAAUCAUAUACCGCAUAGUACGGGUCAAGCUGCUCCUCAGAAACCAUUCAGUGACCCGUUUCAGUAUGAGCUAGAGAAGAUACAUAGAGAAGCAGAGACAGAUGUGAAGAACCAUGAAGAUGCCAAAUUACAAUUGAAAGUUGAAUUAGAGACGAAGAUGGCUGAAUUAAAGAGGAAGAUGGUUGAAUUACGAUUGGAGUAUGAAAACAAAUGUCGCGAAGCAGAUGUCAAAUUGCAGGUCAGAGCAAAGGAGCUAGAAACGUAUAAGAAACUUGUUGUCAUGAACAAGCACUUGGCAGAUGCUUUCAAGAUUAAAUGCGCAGAUCCAAAUGCAGCUUCUGGAAGAACUGCAGCUUCUAGAGAUACAAUACAACUUGUCCAGCAAUCCGCACAGGGCCAAGCACCAAGGAGUUUUACCGCCCCUUCUCCCCCAUCAGUCACAUCAAUGGCUCCUUCCCAUUCUCCAUCAACCGUUCCUCCUCCCAUCCCUCGUCCAACUCUCCCUUCUCCUGUCCCUCCCGCCCCUCGUCCAUUAGCCCCUCCUUCACAAUCUCAAUCUACCAUUCCUCCUGUCCCGCCUUUCCCACGCCCAUUAACCCCUCCUCCUCGGUCUCAGCCGAAUGUUCUUCCCGUCCCUCAUCCUCCACAGUCUCAACCGGCUGUUCCUUCCCUCCCUCGUCCUUCUGUCCUUCCUCAACGAACCUCCAUCCUCUCUCAGUCAAGUCUGAGACCGCCUAUGAUCAUAACCACGACCCCAUCUUCGGGUUCCCCUUCACCUGGCUCUACUCCUGCACCCGUGUUUCGGGGAGUACGUGCCCCCGCUCCGCAUUUGCAGUCGUACAGAUCCUCGCCAGCCGCUGUAGGCAACAAUGGUCAACGAGCUCCAUCUCCCGCUUGUCAGAACUCUCUUCCCGCUCGAGUUUCCCGACCCGAGGCUGGUGAAGGGCCGAACACCACCACCUCUAGCCUUCCUGUUUUGGCUUCGGAACAAGACGGUCCAAGUUCUGCUACUGCUGCUGCGACAUACCCAACUAUUCUGAUUCAGAAACAGCAACUGGAGCAGGAACAAGGAGGGGACUCGACUAGUUUUGGCUUACAGAGUAACGGAGAUGUGGUCUGUCUUUCAGACGAUGAGUGAGUUAACAACAAUUACGGAACACUCCCUUUUUGUAUUUUUGAGAAUCCGAAGGUAUAUAAAAAUAUUAUUGAUUUA
This is a messenger RNA of Tarenaya hassleriana, 5695 nucleotides long. Its product is annotated as helicase protein MOM1-like. The transcript has 11 exons. Lineage: Eukaryota; Viridiplantae; Streptophyta; Magnoliopsida; Brassicales; Cleomaceae. The coding region runs from base 470 to 5620 and encodes 1716 amino acids. Gene Ontology annotation, biological process: heterochromatin formation. The record is from RefSeq and is a predicted model, not a curated record.